Messenger RNA from Ceratosolen solmsi marchali, 1713 nucleotides. RefSeq names its product ring finger and WD repeat domain 3 (gene Rfwd3). Gene Ontology annotation, biological process: interstrand cross-link repair; protein ubiquitination. The record is from RefSeq and is a predicted model, not a curated record. The transcript has 4 exons. Gene Ontology annotation, molecular function: protein binding; ubiquitin-protein transferase activity. Gene Ontology annotation, cellular component: nucleus. The coding region runs from base 20 to 1708 and encodes 562 amino acids. NCBI's taxonomy places the organism in Eukaryota, Metazoa, Arthropoda, Insecta, Hymenoptera, Agaonidae.
UCUAAUAUUAAAAAUUAUUAUGAAUAGAUUAACGAGUGUCAAUAUGAGUAAUAAUUAUGAUGACAUUAAUCACAUAACUUCGAAUAUAGUUGCUGACGGUUCAGACUUUCACGAAGAUGACAAUUUAAGUGGACAAAGUAUUCUGUUAAGUCAAAAUAAUCAGAUGAGCCAAUCAAGCAAUGAUACAGAAAUUAAUUUUAGUCAAAAUGUUGAGGAUGAAAAUAUUGUUCAAUCACCAAAAAAGAUUAAAUUACAUGAGGAUGUUAACAAAAAGAUAAAUACUGUUUUACACAAUGAUUCACUGAACGAUGAUCAAAAAUGUUCAAUAUGUCUAGAAAUUUGGAGCAGUGCAGGAGAUCAUAGGCUCUGUGCAUUACGUUGUGGUCACCUUUUUGGUCUUAAUUGUAUUGAGCAGUGGUUUAAUGUAGCAAGAAAUGCUGCUGCUAGGAAAUGCCCGGAAUGUAAUAAAAAAGCAUCAAAAAAAGAUAUUCGAAUUUUAUAUGCGAAGAAUCUUCGUUGUAUUGAUACAAAUGUAGUAGAAAAAUUAAAAGAAGAAGUAAAAGAAAUUACUAAGAAAAAAGAAUUAAUCGAAAGGGAACUUAGACAAUACAAAUUCAAAGAAAUAAUAUAUGAACAACAACUAAAUUCUUUAAAACAAAAAAUUUUUAAAUUAGAAAAGGUAUUUCAUACAGUAUCGUUUGAAAAAAAUAAUUUUUGUAUAAAAUUUCAGAAUAUAGUUCUAAGUGAAAAUAAAGUUUAUAACAUUUCAAAUAACAGUUCCUGUAGGGUCAUGGCAUAUAAUCCAUGGCAUAAAAUUCUUGUAGUUUCAUCAGGUAAAGCAAUCAAUAGAAUAUUUAUAGAUUCUCUCUCUACUUCGCUGAAUUAUAAUAUUCAUAAUGGACCUAUAAGAGAUAUAACAUUUCACGAACAACAUCCUAAUAUCCUUUUAAGUGUUGCAUUUGAUAAGAACAUCAUGUUAACGGAUAUACGAAAUAAUCUCUUAACUCACAGUUAUCGAGAAGAAACAAGUUUAUGGAGUUGUUGCUGGUCAAAUUAUAACAAUCAAACAUUUUUUGUUGGAGGAGCAAGGGGUAAUAUUAUAGAAUAUGAUAUACGAUUUUUACAAUCUGGAGUAUCUACGAAAGAAAAUGUAGACGACAGAUCUCCAGUUGUAUCACUUGCUUCAAUACCAACAACUAGUUUAGUUUUUCAUACUGGGGGUUAUUUAGCAUGUCAACUAAAUUCAUGUUAUGCAUAUGGUUUUAAUGAAGGUAAUUAUGAAGGCAAUCGAAUCAAUAUUGAAGGACCCUUUACAUCUUUACGUUAUAAUGAAAAAAACAAUCAUGUACUACUUUCAUGUAGAGCAAAUGCAAAAUAUCCCUUUGUUAGGCAUAUGGUAUGUACAAUUGAAAAAAAUGAAGACCAAAUAAAAUUUAAUACAGUGCAUUCAUUUAAUGCUGGAAAUACACAAAAGUUACUCUCAAGGCCUUGUUACAUAAAUUUAAAAAAUGAAACAAUAGUAGUAGCUAAUAAUGAAAAUUUAAAUCAAAUUAUAGCAUGGAGUAUAUCAACUGGACAGGAAGCUUUUAGUAUACCAAUUUCUGAACCUGUGGUUGAUGUUUGUUUCUUUGAAAGUGAUGUUAUAUAUCAAGCAAUUCUUACAUCAAAUAAACUUCAUCUUUAUCAUCAAAUAUUUACAAAAUCUUAAUAUUA